Molecule: messenger RNA, 5771 nt
Organism: Salarias fasciatus (jewelled blenny)
Lineage: Eukaryota; Metazoa; Chordata; Actinopteri; Blenniiformes; Blenniidae
Gene: plpp6
Product: phospholipid phosphatase 6
Exons: 2
Coding region: 179-1039 (286 amino acids)
Molecular function (GO): sphingosine-1-phosphate phosphatase activity
Source: RefSeq, a predicted model, not a curated record
CGGUCGGAACAACAAAGAUGGCGGCAGGACUCGGUGUAGCUGGACGUGAUAAGAAUUGUCAAAGAUUCAACAGAUGAACUAAAGAAGAGAAAACAGGACAGCACUGCAGAAAAAGCCUCCACUGCGGUGCAACUACUCCACACAUUACUACACCUGCGCCGAUAAAUCGCCAGCCAACAUGCCGUCUCCUAAAGCUAAGAACCCCGGACGUAGCGGAGGGAGCCCGGUGCUCGGGAGCUCCAACGGCCGCUACGAGUUCAUGUCCCUGACGAAGCCGCUGAACCGGUCCUCCCCGCCGCACCUCCUCCAGCGGCAGGGCUCCGAUCCCACCACCGCCAGGCUCCGAGCCUCGGAGAGCCCGACACGUCGCCGCGGCUCCAGCUCCUCCACGGGCUCCGCCAGCGGCCAGGGUCCACCUGAGGAGGAUGGCAUCCGGCUCAAUCCCUCCCUCCUCCGCGUGGCACUGAGCUCUCUGCUCGCCAUCGACCUGUGGCUGUCCAAGCGUCUGGGGGUGUGCGCCUGUGAGGACUCGUCCUGGGGAAGUGUGCGCCCGCUCAUGAAGCUCAUUGAGAUAUCGGGACAUGGCAUCCCCUGGCUGGCUGGUACCGCCUACUGCCUGUACAAGAGCGACAGCGCUGCGGGACAAGAAGUCAUGCUCAACCUGCUUAUGGGCCUGCUGCUGGACCUGAUCCUGGUUGGCAUUGUGAAGGCGGUGGUGCGUCGACGUCGCCCAGCACACAACCGCAUGGACAUGUUUGCCACCUUUUCCGUGGACCGCUACUCCUUUCCCUCGGGCCACGCCACCCGUGCAGCCAUGUGCGGGCGGUUCCUGCUGGCUCACCUGGUCCUGGCUGCCCCGCUGAGGGUCCUCGUGCUGCUGUGGGUGGGCUUGGUGGGGUUGAGCCGGGUGCUGCUUGGCAGGCACAAUGUGACUGAUGUGCUGUUUGGCUUCUGGAUGGGCUACUGCCAGUAUAACCUGGUGGAGAUGCUGUGGCUGUCACCUCAAACCCUGCAAAGGCUGCUGGGAGAAUUAGCCUGAAGACUAAUGGUGGAGAAGUGGUGAUUUAUUGUACGAUUGUAUGAAAUCCUGCACACAUUUUACAUUUUUUGACAGAAUGCUGUUGCACUUGUUCUCUAAUUGAGAAGAGACCUGAAAUCACAGGCCUCUUCCGCUGUUAUCUUUCAUUUUAGUCUGGCUCCAAUCCCGCCUCACUGAGGGCACAGCAGGCCUGACUUUUAAUAACCCAUGUGUGAUUUUAAGUGGAACAAAUGAAAGGGGAACACAUGUUUCCCGUUUACAGCCGUAAAGUAUGGAGCCAGUUCAAUUCCAGCUUCAGCUGUUGUUCGGAUGCAGAACCUCAUUUUAACAAAAUUUUCAGCUUCUCAGCAAAUGUUAAGUUCAUGCCUGAGCUUUUCACAGGGAAAUAUGUCUAAUCACUUAAUAUUGUUUUAUGUGAAAAAUUGUAGGACAAACAAUAAUAAUAAAUGUAAAUAUAUUUAAGUUUUAAUCUAGAACUUAAAAAAAUACUGUAGAAAAAUACAGAAGCAAAUGGCUGUCUUCCAUAGAAGUGAAUUAAAAUUAGUCUUCUAAAUGAAAAAUCAUCAUUCCUAUAUUUUGUUUUGUUUUUAAUUUGUUUUAGACUCAAACUGAUUUUAAUUUCUUGCUCAAAGUAAACAGUGGCGACAGUCGAUUGUUGUAUGAAUACUUUGCCCUUUUACAUGUUUUUAUUUCUGUUAGAUUAACCAUAAGAAGUUCCUCAAAUGAUAAUCUACUGCUCAAUCUAUUGCCCAAAAACUUUGCUGGAAGUGCUCAUGUCAGUUUUAUGUUGUGACUUUUUCAUUUGGUGUUGUCCACUGGUUGACUGAGUGGGAACAAACCUUCCUCCCCUCACAGCACUAUAAACUGCUGAAAUGUACUUGAGCUUGUUUGACCAAUUGAUUCUCAGUGUGUGGGAAAAGAAAUAUGAGUAGCGUCACUGUGCUGUGUAUAAUCCUGUGGCAUUGUUGAAAGGUGCACUGGGCCAUUAACAUUGCAAAACAAAUACUGCCUGCAGGUGCUUCUAAAAAAAAAAUCAGAAUACAGUAGAAAAGUUCAUUUUAACCUUCAUUUAAAUGCUAUUUAAAUUUCUAAAUAUUUUGGACAUUUUACAAACAUUUCCACCAUUUUUUUUAAAUUUUUUCACAAUUCUGCAUAGCAAUUCCCAAAAAUAAAAUAUACAGUAGUUCAAAUUCAUUGAACAUUUCCUCAUAUCCGAUGGUUCUCUUUAACUUGAGUCCAUAUUUAUCUUAAAAUGUAAAACUUGUUAAUGUCACAAGCGUAGAAACAGCUGAUGGAACAUAACUUUUCUGUUGAAGUCUGUUUUUUGAGAUGCACUUAUAUUUCAAGAUGUUUUCCACCACUGUGUUGUUGAUAAUGGACCGCUGUCUUUAUAUGUAGUACAUGACUAACGAUGACUAAAGAUAGCGUCUAUUAAAUCAUGUGAAGUGUGCUGAGACUAUCAGGGCACUGGCCUCCCUUCAGAGGCAUCGCAGAGCCCCAAAAGGGGUACAGUAACAAACAGUCAUUGUAAUGCAAUUUCUCUUUUUCUUUCUCACUUUUUAAUGAAGUUAUGUAAAGAAGUGCAUUGUGGGCAAAGCUAUUAAAUUAUAAUUAAAACACAUUUUCAUUCCUCAAUUUGAUAUAAGUGUAAAUUGUAAUGAGAUAUAAUAAUAUAUGCUAAUGUUAUUCUGUAAGCUUUAGGGCAAAACCAUAAGAAGAAUUGUGCUUUUUACUGCCUGUUGACCUAAAAACAUGUUAACAUUUACAGCAUGUGUUAUUUGUUUGGUUCAAGCUCUUUUACAUCCUUUGUAAGAACCUCUGGUUUUAGAAGAAAACUUGAUCAUUUCCAGAAGACAAAGUCAAGUCCUCAUCUGGAAUUUCCUGUUGUGCAAUAAGAAGAAAGUCUUAUUAAAAACACUGGCACACUUUAUGUUCUUUGUUUUAAAACAGUGCUGCAUAUUGAUUCAGUCAUUUGGUAAUAUAUACUGACCAUUGCUGUGAAGUGUUUAAAAAAAGGCUCAUGUUUGAGUUCGUUUGUUAGUAAUUGAGCCCUAUUUUUUGAUAAAUGGGAGAUAGUGUGAUGCAUGAAUCAAUGUUUUCAAUCAAUGUUAAACACAGUGGCAAAUAAGUGGAGCCGAAACCAGAGAAAACUUGAGCUCUCAUCUAUUAGAACUGAUCUGGUUUACACAAUGCUCAUGGAAUAUGAUUCACUGUGAGUUUUCACUGAACACAAUGUUUACCAAUGUUUUUCAUUUCCUUAUGUAACCCUAAACUUUCCAUUGCACUACAGGGUCACAUUUAUAUCAAACUUCAGACUAGAGAGGUCUUAUUUCUCAUUGCACACAUCAUUCUGACAUUUAAAGAGUCUUUUGGUGGUGUUCCACUAAUCUCAACAUUCGAUAGGUACAAGUUUGUCGUGAGGAACAAGGAGAACCGAACUUAAGUAGGUCAGGAAGGGCGGAUCUCCAUGAGCACUUGGCACAUUUUAUAAUUGGACCUCAGUAUUUUCGCUGAUGGAGUCGGACCAGUUAUGCAUGACGCGAAUUAGUGGGAAGCAUGAAAACCUGCCGUGACCCCUCGAUAAGAUCUGAGCCUGACGAGGUCUGUCAUCAAGCAUUGUGUGCCUCAGCUCAAAUAAAGCAAUGUUUUACCCAACAGGCAAGGUCGAGGACAUUAAACCACAAGUUGUCACCCUGUUGAAAAGUAACCCGAUAUCAGAAGCCAGUGCAUGGUUACCUUACGCAAUACGUGACACAAAUGAAGUAAACAUAAAAGACUGAUGCAAGCAGGGUAAAAUAUACCCCCCUCCACCACCACUGCAUUGGACAUUUUAUAAGAAAUUUGUUUUCGUUUUUUGUUUUGUUUUGUUUUUUUGCAUAUUGAAUGUGUAAGAACAUGACGUGCAUGGUUUCUCCUCAAACUUCGCCAGAUGUGACGCACUGCCUUCAAUUAAAAUGUUUUAUUUUGUGAAGAUUCACAGGUUUUUACACAGUUAAUAUGUGAUGAAGAAAGGACUACCGUUUAAUCCCUGACUCUCAGUGUUUUGUUGCAUAAAACCGUCUGUCAUCAGUUGGUGCUUCGUUAUGUGCAGGUCACAGUGCAUUAAUUACGUAAUAACAAGAAAAGCAAUAAGUUUCAUUUUUGUCAGUUAAUUUGAUAUGCGUAACAUAAACUGAGAUGUUUGAAGCUUCAAAUUUCCAUUGUACUAAGUCGCCUGUGGUUAAAGGAAAGUAAUGUUUUCAGAUGGUAUCUUAUUUUUCCUGAUAAGCUGUGAUUAUAGAACAAAAAAAUACUUAAAACACUUUUGAUAAGUCUAAACUAUUUGGAAGUUUCUCAUUCUGACUAUUAUAUUUUUCAGGAGAAUUACCGUUCACCUGUUGUAGUUUUGUUCUGGUGAGAUAUUUUUACACUUUUAACCACUUUAUCUUCAUGCGACGACAAGUUUGCUUCUGGACGCACAUGUUUAUUCUGUAUUCCACAUCCGGCUCACAUACCAGGGGCUUCAAUGCUUUAAUACAAGAUCCAAAAUUCAAGCUAAUAAUCUGAAGUUGCACAGCAUUGUAACUUGGAUAUUUUAGAUUACCAAGGUCAGAAGCAUGCAAGCUUCCGUGAAGGGCAGGAUUAACUUUGUUCCCUCUCUCCUCCCUUAUUCAUUCCAAACCUGGAGAGCAAAAGUGAUUUUCAACUCACUUUUUCUAAACGAAACUGAAGUCGUUUGUUUUUUGUUAAUGUCCCUUUGAGCUGACCUGAAUAUAUAUUUUUCCUACAAAUGACAGGGACUUGAGGAGGUAUUUAAGAGAUUACGAUUGGCAAAAUAGGUGUGCUGGAUGUGAUAUUGCGCCUGGUCUCUUCAUUCCUCACAUGGAAAGCAGUUCUGGUUCUUGCUGCAUGGGGCUGCUUUUGUGUUUGUGUCCUUGGCUGCUCUCUGAGAAGAAACCAGACACCUGAAUAUGUUACACAACAGCCUCACUUGACACGCCCACACCUCAGCCUCUCCACAAACUUAAAUGAUUUUAAUGACAGGGUUCUCAUUGUUAAUCAGUGUCGAGGUUUUUCGUCACUCAUGAAAAUAUUUGUUUGAAAUUUUGUUGUUUUUUUGACAAAUGAUUGUUUUUCUUCCUCUACUGUAUACCUGGGAGACAUGUGACUGGUGAGCUGCUUGAUGCAGCUUAUGCAAGGUGGUGUCAGCUUGUUCACGAACUUAAGUAAUAUUAUUAUUGAACCCCUCUUGGAUCUCAUGUAAACUGUACCCUCUUUUUACAAGGUGCAUGCAAGAUGUCUAUUUCAAUGUUUCUUUCCAAAAAUCAUGCCUUUCUGCCAAAAGUUCAGGGUUCAGUGACCAUACUUAUGUUCUCUCUAUGAUUUGUUCAAUCUGUCACUAAUAGUAAAACCUUAACUUGGGGUUAAAAUGCUCCAGUCACCACAUACCUUACAUAUUUGCUGUGAAACUUCUUCAUGGAGACGAUACACAAUGUUUCUUUAACUCUAAAGUUUGUCAGCUGUUGUCAUGUCUUCUUGCUUAUUGCCAAAAACGAAGCCAGCUUCUACGUCCCUCUACACACCUUUGCCUGCUGAAUAUUAUAUCUUCCAUCUGUUGUACAGACGUCAAUCUAAUGAGUGCAUAUGUUUGUAUAUGUGGUUGCGUGUUUGCAUUGUCAGCUUCACUGGAUUUUCAUGUGCUGUUUGAUAUAUUUGACCGGAUGGUUUAUGAUUAAAAAGGGAACAAAUGUGA